AUGCACGCCCAAAGCCAGUCCUCCUUCUUCGCCAAACUGCCCCCGGAGGUGCGGGCGCAAAUCCAGAUUGAGUACCUCGCUGAAUACCUGCGACAGGCCCCAGUACACCGAGAGCACGGCAGACCAUGUUUCCUGUACUCGGUCUGCUCAGCGCCAAUCUCCAGCCUGUCCUUAUCAUGCAAGCGAAUGCUCAAGGAUAUGCGCCACAGCCAAGAGCCCGUGGGGGUGGGCAGGCGGUUCGCCCUCUUCCUCGCCACGGGCAGCGCGCGGAGCGUCCUGGUGUCCGAGGGGAAGCCCCCCGAGUGGCGCCUCGUCCGCCACGUCCGCUUCAUCAACGAGAUGGACCACCUGUGCACCGACGUGUGGGAGAGCUACCACCUCACCCAGAACUUCCUCCGCACCCUCCGCGAGGCGACGCAGCUGGUCGAGCUGGAGCUCGAGUGGAACCCGCAGAUGAGCAUCCUGCUCGGCGACGGCUACGUCACGGACGCGUCGGUCUUGAGAAACAUGAUGGAGGGCAUAAGGGGGAGCCCGGCGCUGCGCAGGCUGCGGCUGAGGGGCCCGUUCCCCAGGACCUGGACGGACCCUGGGCCGGAUGCUUUGCCAGGCGUGGAGACGAUAGUCGAGCCUGUCAUCAUGUGGCCGAGACUAGAAGAGGAAGAAGAGGCACGGAGGAAGAAGCUACAAUCUAUAGCUGAACAGAAGGCAAGGCUGGCUGCCCAGACUGAGUUGAGGACGCAGGCUGACAAAAUCCGCGGAGACUCGAGUAGAUGGCAGAGGUUCCAGCGAAAGCUCGACGCUUGGAAAGGUAAGAGAUGA
Molecule: messenger RNA, 819 nt
Organism: Clonostachys byssicola
Lineage: Eukaryota; Fungi; Ascomycota; Sordariomycetes; Hypocreales; Bionectriaceae
Source: the annotation of a GenBank genome assembly